AUGAGAUUUCUUGACAAUCUCGAAAAGAUAGCUCCAACUGCCAGCUCCAUCCAGCAUCUUUUAGAAAUGCCUUCAUCCCAUGUUGAUGUGCAAAUGGAUACUAUUCAAGAGGAUAACUUGAGUGAUUUUGACGAUUCCGUAAUGAAUUCUGCAUACUCACCAUCAGAAGCAUCACAAAUAUCAUCAUGUCCCUCAUCGGCACGGGCUAAAAAGUACAGUAAUGUGCAAAAGCAAACUGAAAUUGAAAAGAAAUUUCUAAAUAUGAUUGAUGAAGAAUUGUCGCAGAAAAAACGUGAUAUAGUUGACAGUUAUUUAGAACAGCUUGGCGAUAUACUACGCUGA
Molecule: messenger RNA, 342 nt
Organism: Trachymyrmex cornetzi
Lineage: Eukaryota; Metazoa; Arthropoda; Insecta; Hymenoptera; Formicidae
Exons: 3
Coding region: 1-342 (113 amino acids)
Source: RefSeq, a predicted model, not a curated record